AACCCCAUUACGAAUUCAUGUUGGAAUUUGGAGAUCCACUGUUGUUCAUGAAGUAGAGAAAGAAUGCCCCAGCCGCCCCCAGAGUCUUUCUCUAUCACAUAUAGUGCGCUGAUUCCGCCUCUGUGGUCCCUCCUGUGUCAAUUCUUCACGCACAAGCAGAAAAUGUUGCUACAGGUUCCCAGAAAUUUUGUAUUUGUGGGGUCUAAGUAGGUCUUCCCUGCUAAUGGAUUUUAAUUCCAUCUUUUUCAACUGUCCUGCCAAUGGCUUAACUGGAGUAUAUGCUGCUUUGAUUUUUUUUUUUUUUUUGGUAAAGGAUACAUUAAAAUAUUUUGAGAUCAUGAAAUGAAGGGAUAGAAUUGUAGCAAAGGCUCACAUGUAAUGGCAAAAACUUACUUUUAAUCAUUUACCUUAAUAAAUUUAUAGGGUUUUA
This is a messenger RNA of Rubroshorea leprosula, 430 nucleotides long. Lineage: Eukaryota; Viridiplantae; Streptophyta; Magnoliopsida; Malvales; Dipterocarpaceae. The record is from the annotation of a GenBank genome assembly.